GAAUUUCCGUGUCCGCUCCGCGAGAUAGAGAUACCCAUUCAAUUUUAUUGUGGGCGCAGAAUUUCUUCGAACAAUUUUCACAGCUGCAAAGCUCCGAUCUUUGCCCUAAAGGUCUGAUUUUUGGGUUGCCUCCCAUCAGCAUCAGAACCUCAAAUUCGCCACCAUGACUGAGUAUUGGGUUAGCCAGGGCAACAAAUGGUGUGACUUCUGCAAAAUCUACAUAUCAAACAACCCUUCUAGCAUUAGAAAUCAUGAGCUUGGUCAACGUCACAAGGAUAAUGUUGCCAAGAAGCUUGCUGAUAUGCGAAAAGAGAAAGCUGCAAAAGAGAAGGAAGAAAAAGAAGCAGAACGUGCCCUUCUGCAAAUUGAAGCAAAAGCUAAGCGCAGCUAUCAAAAGGAUGUGGCAAGCUUUCAGGAGGCUAGAGAUGCCCGGGCAUUCGAUGUUGAAGAUGAUGGUCAAGAGAAAUGGCAGUAUAACAGUACGUCUGGUUAUUACUACAAUCAAAGUAACGGCUUUUACUAUGAUGCGAAUUCAGGCUUCUACUAUUCUGACGCUAUAGGAAAGUGGGUGGCACAGGAAGAGGCAUAUGCGAACCCGCAGUUUUUAUCAAAUGCUGGAUAUAAAGAAACCAUUUUGAAAAAGCCAGGGUCAACUUCAGGGACAGGACCAGCUACAGAAAACAAAGGUGCUGGUAAAUCUCAAAAUGGGCCUCCACCUGGGCCAGUGGUUUCAGCUUCUUUAAACCCUACAAGAUCUGUUAAAGGUGCUCGUUCGUCAGUUUCUGUUGGAAAGAGAAAGAGGCAAGAGGAGAAACCAAGGGCUAUAUCCGCGCAAGAAGCAGCUGCACUUAAAGCGAGGGAGGCUGCAAGGAAGAGAGUUGAAGAGAGAGAGAAACCAUUACUUGGUCUUUACCGGCCGCAGUGAUUUGGCUGCUCAAGCAAGUUCAUAUCCUUAAGGACCUUAACACAAAGGAAGUCACGAAGACUUUUGAAUGCAACUACUCUUUUUAUGCAAUGGCUGGUCCUAAGUUGUUGGUUAUAUGAUCUCGCGUUACAUUUCAAUUGCCAAAAGUUGCUUGCUGGCAUUGCAAAUUUGGUGAGUAGCAGUACCUGAUAUGUUAAUUUGUACAAUUUGUUGUGACCUUAUUGGAUGGUGGGUUUCAUUAUGAAAGGUGUUAAUUAUUAGGUUCUUCAAAAUGAUGGGUGUCUGAGCCUUCUUCAAUGUGCAACUGCUGGACAAUUAGGGUGAAAGUAAUCUCAUAUCCCUAAUACUUUUAUUUUUCUUUUACUUCCAACAUAUGAAUAUGGCCGAUGCAAUUCUAGUUACAUUUUUCAACAAGGAGGAACAUUAUCGUAACAAAGAAUUUAUGAGCUGAUAUCGGCUCGCAGGUGUGUAGUGUAGUAGUUAAAUGUUAGUUUUUGUUAAGCUCUAGUAUGACGUUUUGUGUUUAGAAAUAUUAAUAAAUGUUGUAACUGAGCAUGAAAUACGGAUACCAAGUACAUGACUACGUAGUCUUUGUUAUUGAGUUCUGAUGUUGAGCACAUGAUUUUAUGAGGUUAUGAUUGGUACAUAGAGCACCCAUUUGGUAAA
This is a messenger RNA of Prunus avium (sweet cherry), 1591 nucleotides long. RefSeq names its product C2H2 and C2HC zinc fingers superfamily protein. Gene Ontology annotation, biological process: mRNA splicing, via spliceosome. Gene Ontology annotation, cellular component: precatalytic spliceosome; nucleus. Gene Ontology annotation, molecular function: RNA binding; zinc ion binding. The record is from RefSeq and is a predicted model, not a curated record. Lineage: Eukaryota; Viridiplantae; Streptophyta; Magnoliopsida; Rosales; Rosaceae.